Halteromyces radiatus is the source of this 6680-nucleotide messenger RNA. RefSeq lists its product as uncharacterized. Gene Ontology annotation, molecular function: structural constituent of nuclear pore. The transcript has 3 exons. Gene Ontology annotation, biological process: RNA export from nucleus; protein import into nucleus. The record is from RefSeq and is a predicted model, not a curated record. NCBI's taxonomy places the organism in Eukaryota, Fungi, Mucoromycota, Mucoromycetes, Mucorales, Cunninghamellaceae. The coding region runs from base 50 to 6673 and encodes 2207 amino acids. Gene Ontology annotation, cellular component: nuclear pore inner ring.
GUUUCUUUCUUUCUCUCUUUCUUUCUUUAUUUGAAUACCAUCGUUUUAUAUGACUUCAUCACAUCUCGACGAAAAGUUUGAUGGAACUUUUCGCCAGUUGUUUGACACUAUUGAACGAGGUACGGAACAAUGCUCAACAGAUCGUUUACAAACUAUCUUAGAAGAAAAAACAAGUCAACUUAGUCUUGGAUUAGAUUACUUCACUGAACCUUCCACUACUUCACGCAGCAAACUCAUUCCAGAUAAACCUCUCAAUCUAGACAGUAUCACUUUUACACUUAGUACCGAUGAAAAAGAUAUUGUUUGCCUCUUUAGUGAUGCCUUACAACUCAAUGAACAACAAUGCGCCAUUCUUUGGAACUCUUUUCGACAACAACACCCAUCCAUUGUAUCCAAGUUUUUCAAACAUCGUCAACAACAAAAACAAGAUUCAUUGUCAAAUGUUCAAAGCUAUGAUGAAAUGUUUCUUGUCUUUGCUCAACUUUACUUUAUUGAACGUUUGUCAUUAUUACAAUCCAUUUCUUCAUUACUUCGACUAUGUCAACAACAAGAUGAUUCUAUGCAACAACAUCCUUAUACGACAAUAGCUAUUGAUACUGUGGAAACUAUCAACAACAAAACGGGUGACGACUUGCCUGGGCGACUUUUGGUACAGUUUAGUCGUCUUGUACGUACUUCUGUUCCUACAACAUUUUCAACACCACCUUCUUUGGUUCAUGAAUAUACUCAACAACUUCUCAAGGAACAAAAAGCUUUACUGGAAAUUAUGAUGAUUUAUUAUAUCUCUCGAUCUUGUCCUGCAACCACCGUUCUCAACAUUUACAAGGAAUUUGAAGCCAAUGGAUUUGGAAUGGAACAAACGUUUGGUCAUAUGUUGAAUGCGACAGGUCGACAUUUACGUUCUGAAGUGUCAUACCUUUGUGUUCUUUUAUCUGUGGAAUUACUUCAACAAGCAACAAUGAUAGACAACGGUCUCAAAUCCUCACCUGAAAUCAUCAUCUCGCUCAACGAUGUGGUGUCAUUUUUGGGGGACAUCAAGGAACACGCUUUACCUAUAUUGGCUUGGGUGGAUUUUCUUCAAUGUAUGGAUACGAUUCUUGAAGACAAUGACAAAAAGGACUAUGGAAAGGUCAAGGCUUUAUUACGCGGAGAACAAAUUCACUCACACGAUACUGCAGCAUCAAGUCUUUUAUCUUCAAAAGAAAGACCCAAACACACUCACAGUACUAGAGUUUCAGCAACCACGACAAGAUCCAAUCGUGUACCACUGACUGAACAAGGACCAGAACUUCUUCAACGUUAUAUCUCGAGAGCAUUUGGGCAAGGUGCAUUCGACUAUAUCCAUACUAUUUUAUCAACAAGUGACUUAAUCAAGGAUGAUGAUGUCAACAAAGUGGGUUACCUCAAUAUAUUAUAUGAAUUGCUUUAUAGGUUUACCUUGGAUGUACGACUCGAAUUAUUGUCUGAACAUGCGCACAGUACUAUAAUUCAAGAUUUUUGUUUACUUCUCAAACAUGAGCCUGCGUUAUGUUGUCGAUUCUGGAAUGGUAAUCAAAUGCAAACACCAACAACAAUGGAUAUGGAUGACAACGAUGAACAUUCAACUUCUUUGGCUCAAUUAUUCUUGAAUCCUGAAAAUGGUCGGUAUCCUCGUCGCUUUACUGAUAUCAUCCAAUUGUUGACAGCUGCCUGUGGUGAUGUCUCGACAUCCAGUGAUACUUCUACUACAACAAUGAUCACUCCGGUGAAACAUGUCAAUGAUUUCUUGUUUCCUACUGGUUGGCCUGCCUUGAUCUUGAAACUCUCUCACUAUUUGCAAGCUGGUGAUGAUGCUCCAAAUGUGAAUGAUGUGAACUCCAUUUUACAAUUAUUGGAAAGAUUCCUAACUUUGGCUGGUUCUACAUUGGUGACUCGUUUGGUUGAAUUGAUAGAAGAAAACAAACCAUUUGGUGCUGCCACUGGUCGCUCUCCUUUUUUGGUUUCCAUUUUAUGUGAACUUACUACUCGCGGUUGUGCGAUACCUGGUUGCAACGUUGAAUUAUUGACCAUGUCUAUCAAGUGUCUAACAGCUCUACUUCCAUUCUACCCCACUGACCUUUGGUUGUUUAUCAGCACAUCUUGUUUGUUUCCUCGUCCUUUGGAACGGGACCCUCUUCUGGCGGUAUCUUUCAGCAAAGUGCCUACUCGUAGUUUGGGAAGUCAACAAGCAGCUCAAGUCACCCAUGUUAUUGAAUCUGUAGAAUGUGAAAUUGGCAAAUAUUCUAUUCUUUUGGCUCUUUUGGAUUUGAUUGGUGGAUUGAUUAAGGAUGUACAACGACAUUGGUGGACAAUACACGAAAAACAUACAACUGCUACGGCAACGACUACCAAUGCAACUAUGACUAUGUCAAGUAGCAAUACUGUUAAUUCAAUUGGUGUAGAUGAACAAUACAAGGCUGAAAUCUUAUCUGGUUACUUUCACUACCUUAUGGCACAUAUUUUACCAUACUAUGCUGGCUGGCGUUACAAGUCUGUAUAUGAUCGGUAUUUGAUUGGAUCCAAAAUGAUGGCUAUCUUUAUCGAAGUAGAACGUUUCUUCAAGUUUGACAGCAGCUCUACUAUUCCCACGGAUGUAAUCAGAACGAAGGAAGUAUCUACUAUGACCAAGGUACGUGAUGCUUUGUUGUAUCGUUUCUUGAAGGAUGAAUAUACAAGUCAAUUUUAUCUUUCACCCAUGUUGGAUGUGAUGGCUCAAGGGGCUUGGAUGGCCGAAGAUCUUUAUGCAGCAAGUCGUACUACUGAAGCACGUCAAGCGGAAUUAUUGACAAAACUUACUCUAUCAUUUGUCAAAUCUUUAUUACAACAACAAGAACAACUAGAUGGAAAAACAAAGGUAGACUCCACCUCGACUCACGUGGGACUAUUGGAAAAGGCCAUGUUAAAUCAUCGCACUGGAAAUAACGGCAAGAUGGACUUUUUAUACCGUUUAACUCUACUGGUCCGAUAUCGUCAACAACAUGAUGAUGAUGAUGGCAACCUGAUGGCGAUCCCUAUUUUGGCUACCAACAUUUUCUCUCUGUUAUGUCUUUGUGUUUCACGAUGGAUGGUGGUACCCAAUUUUGUUCAAUAUCUUGGUGAUACAGAUCAAGCGCAAUCGAUUAUCAAAAGUUAUUUGGCUAUUGCUAAAGAUUCUACUCAACCUGAAAAUCUACUUACAAGUAUUUGGCAGAUGAUCUCUCUUUUGGUGGAAACUCAACCUAGUUUAGCUUUAUUGUUUAUGGAAUGUGGUGAUGCAAUCAUGCCUAGUCCAAAGACUGCUGUCAAGUUACAAGAUCAACAGAAAAAAGGAAAAUCUCCAUCUGUCACAUUUGCACUUGAUUCUUCUUCUCAAAACACAACUGGAAACAAUGGUGAGACAUCAAGCAACGAAUCUGCUGUUAGGGCUGCUGUUGAACUUUUGAACUCUUGGCAAUCACUCUCUGUGGAAAAGCCUACGGUAUUAUCGAAUGUGUUGAGGUUUUUGGCAACUUUUUGGCAACUAGCAUUUGAUCAUUAUGCUAUGGUACAACGAACUCGAAGUGAUACUGGUCUUUGGCAAGCAUUGGAAGCGAUUCUUCUCAAUCCUAGCAGUUUGGUUUCAAACAAUACAAAGAAGAAUAUUGUGGAACAACAAUUACAACUUGAAAACGAAUUAUUCAACAAUGUGGAUUUGGACAAUGAUGAUACCAAGCAGGUGCUUUCCAAGGUGCAACAUGUUCUAAAAGAUAUCAAUAAAUCUAUUCAGCAGGAAUGUUGUAUGCAUUUGAAUCGAACUUUUAUCAUGCGACUUGUAUCUUUUGAAAUCCAAUUGACAGCUGGAUCACAGGCAUCUCAAGGCGUGACUAUGGCAAUAGGUGAUAUGUUACCUACUGGACUUAAGAAUCUUCUUAUCAAAUUGGGUGAACCUUCUAAACUUCAAUGGAUGCGACGUGAAUUUAUUAGAAAUCAUUUUGAACCUUCUCUCGCUACUCAAAUAGAAGACGAUGCUUGUCGUGUUUUGGAAUUCUGUCCUUGUACUUCUUCUGAAAGUGAUAUUAGUCCUCUUAUACAGAUGGUGACAAAAGUUGGUUUUGGUGAUGAUGCAAACAAUGGUCAAGGCCAAGGUCGUCAAUAUGGUACAUCUUAUCUCUAUGAUCUCCCAUUGGCUGUUUCUCGUAUUUCUUCCCUUUAUCGUCAAGCUGUACAAGUAUUCCGUGAAGAUGGAGACAAUGUUGUUGAUGGGGUAACGACAAUGGUUCUGGUAACUCCAAAGGUACAGGCUCUCCGUUUGGUCAAGCAAAUUUCAUUCCAAUUCCUCUCGUAUAUAGGCUUUGCUAAUAUGAACUGGUCCUUAGUGGAUUCUGAAAUGAUGCUAUUACAAUCCUUCAAAACCUUGAUGGAAACAAGCUCUGGGCAUGUGUCUGAAGUGAUUUGGCACUCCAAAACCAAGCCUACGUUGUAUACAUUUAUCAAUGAACUGAUUGAUCAAAUGAUUGAAGAUAACCAAGAUGCUACGACAAGACAGAAACAACAAGUACACAAUCAACAACAAAAGCAUGAGCAUGAACCUGUGGAAGCUCAAAAUAGUGUGACGUUGACCAGUCAUCAGCAAGUGGUUGGUUUGAUUCGUGCUUUGGUAGAAGAUUGGAUUAGUUCUGAAAGCGCUUUAUUAAACAAGUCAUCAUCAGCACAAACCUUGAGAACGGAAUAUGUCAAAUCGGCUGUGUCACUCGUAUUGAAACUGUGCAAGCUUUUGGAUCGUGAAAACUAUGCUCUUAAGGAUAAUAUCAACUUCUUCUCUGUGGCCUAUCGUCGUCCUCUUUUGGAAUCUAUCUUAUUAUGUAUUCGAACAGUGCACGCAUUCACUCUUCCCACUCCUAUUGAUGGUGAACUUACAGUAGCUCUUGCUCAACUUCUUCAAGUGACAUGUGCAAGUUUUGCAGGUGUGGCCAAUAAUGCAAUUACUCAACAACGACAAAAAUCAAUGACUCCUGUACCGGAUGAUGUGGCGGAAGAAUGUAUGAAGGAUGUUACAGUUGUGUUGGCUUUAUUAGGGGAACUGAUUAAAUCAAACAAGUAUGGGCGUUCUCUCCUUCCUGUUGGUGUUUGGUUGACAACAUUUGAAAACAAUGAUACUAUACCCAUGUUAUUGAAGUUGGCUUAUCAUGGUAUGGUGUUAGUAGUGGAUGAAAUGGAAAGUCAAACUAAAUUCGAUACUUCCAGUUUAUACAAUAUUAUGGUGUCUCCUUAUGCAGAAAAUGCAAUGUACUUUAUGGUUGCUUUGGCCAAUAUUCCAGAAGCAGCUUUUGCUCUCAAGAAUCAUGGUGUCAUGGAUUUACUCUGCAACAAUGCUUUAUCAAGACGACUGGAACAAGGUAGCUUAGAUAUAUUUGUACGAUUCGGAGACAAAGUAGUUAGUGGUAGGAAGAACAAUAAUAAUACACCUCAAGAUACUAUCAGUGGCGGUACAACAGCAACGGAUCUUGGUGUGGGUGGAUCUGGUUUUGUGGAACGAAAUCCUUUACAUAUUUUAUGGUGCCAAAUGCUCAAUGUGGUUAGCAAUAUCAUUCGAUUGGUCGGUAAAGAAGAUGAUGGUGUAUUACGACAUGGUGUACUCUUUAUUCAAAAAUAUAGUGGUCAAGUGGAUCGAAGUUUUGCUAUUGCUAAUGGUGCCAAUGAUUCCCUUCUUGGACUGGUACCUUCUGAAUCCAUCUCCUCGCCUUUGAUGACGGAAAUCGAAUGGUUGACAACAAUUCUUUUUGGUUUGGCCAAGCAAUUGGAUCGAGUGGCUGGUUAUGCUGUCAAUAUCUUUAUGGCUUUCAAGAACUGUGGACUUCCUUUGGUAAAACGAUACCUUUAUCAUUUUACUCAUCCCAAUCAUAUGCAAGCUCAACUUUUCCCUGUGGAUCAAGAUGAAAAGUAUCAAUCACAAACGUUUAUUGACUUAGAAAAUCAAAGAUCAGUAUCAUUCCAAUCAUCACAACAACAAACAAAUAGUGAACAACAUACAAGUCAACUGAUGUACUCCACUACACAACGAGCCAUCCGUAUUGCAAGAAAUAUCCUUGGGUCUAUUGUACUGUUAACAGAGGCAAAAUCAAUACUAAUCAAGAGUAAUAAUGAAUGGCCCUUCGGAAACACGAUUCUUUCACCUGAUACACGAACUUCAACAUCCUCCAUAUCCUUUGGCGUCAUGAAAGAAUGGAUUGUCACCUGUUUACAAUUAACCCAAAAGACGGCAUCAUGGAUCAAAAACCAACAACAACAAUUACGUGACAUAUCAUCUAUGCCAAUAUCAACAUUAUCAUCAGCAAUACCAUCAUCGUCAUCUUCAAUAACAGCAUCAUCAUCAUCAUCACCAUUACCACCUUCGACCUCUUUUUCACAACCAUCUGUCACCGAUUUGAAAGCUUUACUGAGGACAUUGGAAUUCAGCAUUGUCCUACUGACCACACAAACUGUCCUUUGGAUUGCUAAACCUGAUAUACAUCAAGAUGAAAGAAAAAUGAUUGCCAGUGACAAUCUCAAAUCUUUAGUGAAUUUAUUGGAUAAGACGAAUACCACACUGAAACAAUUGGAAGGUACCAUGACCGAAAUGAAGAAUGAAUUAGAAUUAUUGGAAACUCAAGUGAUUGAUCCAUUGAAAUAUUAUUUGAUUAUUACUUAUUUUGUGUAAACCCAAG